Messenger RNA from Rhinocladiella mackenziei CBS 650.93, 1842 nucleotides. RefSeq lists its product as uncharacterized. Bases 1 to 1842 code for a protein of 613 amino acids. The record is from RefSeq and is a predicted model, not a curated record. Gene Ontology annotation, molecular function: ATP hydrolysis activity; ATP binding. Gene Ontology annotation, cellular component: mitochondrial inner membrane. The transcript has a single exon. Lineage: Eukaryota; Fungi; Ascomycota; Eurotiomycetes; Chaetothyriales; Herpotrichiellaceae. Gene Ontology annotation, biological process: mitochondrial respiratory chain complex III assembly; protein insertion into mitochondrial inner membrane from matrix.
AUGGAACUCCAACGGAUGCGGCGGACAGCCGCGUCAGGCACAAACGGCCUCAUCGAACUCCCUGAGUACAUUAUCACCACGUUCUUUCCUGGGGCACGACCUUUACUGGAAAAACACCCUCAGUUAUUCCGCUUCCUUGGAGUUCUGCUAGCAUUGUGGUACUUUGGACCCAUCACCCGCCUGCAGUCACUGUGGAACCGCUUUUCUUCUGUCCUCGUCGCCACCAUCAAUGUCUCGUCCGAAGAAGACCUCUUUUCCUACGUUACCUCGUACAUUGCAGAGCGCAAGACUCUACGGGCUGAUCAGUCGCUUAAUGCGACGUCGAAUCCUCCACAGGAAAGUCGGCGUCGCCACCGUCAUGACCCUGAGGUUGAAGAGUCUGGCCGUCGCUCCAACGAAGAUCCUAAGAUUAAAUACGAGCAAGGCCAAGGUAUGCAGAUAUUCGUCCACAAGAAACGUCUAUUCUACAUCACCCGCAAGUACGGUGACGGUCACACAUACUUGGGAAACCGAUACAAGCGUAUCGAAAUCAUCAGUCUGUCGUGCCUGGGUCGUUCUACCGCCCCAAUCAAGGAAUUGAUAGAACACAUCUACUAUCUGAACAAAGACAAGGAGCGUUCCUUGACCAUAAUCCGCCGUCCCUAUACUGGCGGUUAUGGCAGUCGAUUGACCUGGUCACGGCUCACCUCGAAGCCCCGCCGAGCUCUGGAUACCGUCAUCCUUGAUGCUGACCAGAAGGAGCAAGUCCUCGCAGACGUUGCAGAAUACAUGGACGAAGCGACCAUGAAUUUCUAUGCAAACCACGGCAUCCCUUACCGACGAGGAUAUUUGUUCCAUGGACCCCCAGGCGUCGGAAAGACGUCAUUCGCCCUGGCCCUAGCAUCCAAAUUCAACCUGGACGUGUACAAUCUGACGUUGUUGGACCAUGACCUCACAGACUCGGAUUUGAUCUCCCUCCUGAACCAACUCCCGGGUCGUUCGCUUCUGUUACUCGAAGAUAUUGACACCGCAGGGCUGAAUCGAAAAGGCAAAUCGACAACUGCCCGCAAAUCUGGACCCCGACGCGGCAUGAAGAUGCCGCUAGGCAUCGGUGGCGGAAAUAAGGCCACUUCGGUUGAUGACGAUGAUGUGGAUAGCGAUGAGGAGACGGGCACCUCCACAACAAGUAGAGUCACACUCAGUGGCUUACUGAAUGCUAUUGACGGCGUUGCUGCGCCAGAAGGUCACGUCCUGAUCAUGACGACCAAUAAGCCAUACGAGCUGGACGACGCUCUUGUUCGCGCAGGACGGAUCAGCGUGCGUGUGGGCUUCAAAAACGCGUCUAAAGCGCAGGCCGAGGAGAUCUUCCUCAGGAUGUACGUCGACUUUCCGAGCACGAAUGGGCCAUUCGACGAGAAAGCAAGUGUCGAUCCCAAAAGAAAUGAGCAUCCAUCAACCACCGCCGAAAAUACAGCACACCUCCGCGAGCUCGCUUCGAAAUUCGCCUCCCUGAUCCCAGACCACGACUUCUCGCCCGCAGAUUUGCAGGAUUACCUGCUGAUUCACAAGAAAGAUGCAAAGAAGGCGGUGGAAGGGCUGUCCAAAUGGAUGGAGGAGACGUAUGAGGAGCGACGACGCAAGGAGGAAGAGAAAGAGGCGGAGAGGGAGUUGAAGAGAGAAGCGAGACGGAAUGAACGUAGGAGAUUCAGAGAAGAGAUUAAAGCCGCGGUCAAGGAGACGGAGGAGGCCGAAGUUGAGGAGGAGAGCUCCGAAAAAUUUGAAAAAGGCACAAAUACAAACGAAGGGAAAAAUGAUGAAGAGAGCAUUGGCAAAAGAACAGAAGGCGACGAAAAGUCCGCCUGA